AUCAUAUCUAUUGUUCGACUACAAUAUGACAAGGAUCAUUUCCUAUGUACAUAUAGUAUGUACAUAUAUACACCAUUUAGGACCUGCUUAAAACUACAGUUGACAACUAUUAUAUGAAUGUAUGUGCAUAUGUACACAUUUAUGUAUACAUAUACUUAGAUACACAUGUCUAUGGUUUGUUUACACAUGUACCUGCGUGCCAAAGAGCGUCUCUUUUCGCGAAUAUCGCGACAGUGUCGCUGUAUGGAAUGCUCUAAACAAGUGCUUAGCCCAUGAAAUAUGGAAACCAUGAGUGCAGAGUUCCGAAGAAAUCCUAAUAUAAGAGCGGGUAGACUUACUUAUGGACCAUGCAAAACACCCAAUGGCAAGCCUGGCACCUGCAUACUUUUGCAGCAAUGUAAAAAACUCUACUCUUUGGUGAUGACCCAACAACCACUACACGACGUGAAUAGGAUAUAUCUGACCCAGAGUCAAUGCGGUUAUCUAUAUGGUAAAGUUUUGAUUUGCUGUCCCAAUCAAAAUCCAAUCCCAAGUACUACUGCGAUGCCAUCGUUAACGAAACCGACUCAAUCGAGAUUGGGUUUGAAAAAAUCCAUUUUAAUAGAUAAAACUUCCAUGGAAAAGACGAAAACGAAAAAACUUCCACGUUCCGGACAAUGUGGUCAAAUGAGUUCGGGUCGUAUUUAUGGCGGCAAUGUCACAGAGAUUGAUGAAUUCCCAUGGUUGGCUUUGAUUGGCUAUAAAAAACGUUUCGGACAAUUUGGUUAUCACUGCGGUGGUUCUUUAAUCAACUCCCGUUAUGUUAUCACUGCCUCCCACUGUGUUAACGGCAGGGCUUUGCCAAUUGAUUGGAAGAUUUCCACGGUACGCUUAGGCGAAUGGGAUACUAAUACAAAUCCGGAUUGCCAAGUAGAUGCGCGCGGUGUGAAGAACUGUGCGCCAACACAUAUUGACGUGCCUAUUGAAAAGGCCAUACCACAUCCAAAAUUUGAUCCACGGUCGACCAAUCAAGUUAAUGAUAUUGCGCUCUUGCGUUUGAAGCAAACAAUUACAUUCACCGAUUUCAUACAACCAAUUUGUCUGCCUUUGAGUACUAAUUUACGUAAUGCCGCUUUUGACGAUAUUAUCAUGGACGUGGCGGGUUGGGGUAAAACGGAGGCAAAAUCUAGAAGCAAUGUUAAACUAAAGGCCGAAGUUACUGGCGUUCUAUUAGAGAGUUGUCGGAAGGUAUAUCAGCAACAAAAUAUUGUGCUCGAGUCGAGCCAGUUGUGUGCUGGUGGUAAAAGUGGCGUAGAUUCAUGUCGCGGCGAUUCGGGUGGUCCUCUAAUCGGUCUGGGUACAACUGGGCGGGGAAAUAGCCAUUACUUUUUAAUUGGCAUUGUGUCAUUUGGACCAGCUUCAUGUGGUACGGAUGGUUGGCCAGGUGUUUAUACUAGGGUUGGCCAUUUUGUAGAAUGGAUUCAAGCUGUAACUGAAACUUAAGUGUAUGUAUAUAUGUGUGUGUAGGUAAAACAAGUGAACACAUUGAAAAAAUAGUACGGAAUUUGUACACUCUUUGCUGAUGUACGAGCAUGUGUGUAUACACAUACUUCUGUGCAAUACCGUACACACCUUGUGUACUGGGUAAUUCUGUGUAUAUAAGUACAUAUUUAUAUUUCUCUAUCUGUGUGUGUUAUGGUUACUAGUCUUGAUGUCCAGCUUGGUUGGAUAUAUUAUUUUAGUUUUAAGAAUACUACCUGUAUUAUAUUUUCGUUUUAUUUUUAAGAACACCUUAGUACAAAGACAAAUUAUGUAUGUAUGUAUGUAUGAACAUAUUUGUGUAGACGUAUUUCUAAUGAAAAAGUCUUUACUAUAAACAAAUGGCAAUAGAGAUUUUGUUGAGAAAGAUAUCCUUUGAAAAGGAAAGGUCCAUGCAAACAUACAUACAAAUGUAUAUGUGUAUAUAUUUAAUAUUAGUAUAGUUCAUAGUAAAGUGUAUAAUAAAAAGUAAUA
This is a messenger RNA of Ceratitis capitata (Mediterranean fruit fly), 1992 nucleotides long. RefSeq names its product serine protease easter-like. Lineage: Eukaryota; Metazoa; Arthropoda; Insecta; Diptera; Tephritidae. Gene Ontology annotation, biological process: proteolysis. The transcript is spliced from 4 exons. Gene Ontology annotation, molecular function: serine-type endopeptidase activity. The coding region runs from base 280 to 1482 and encodes 400 amino acids. The record is from RefSeq and is a predicted model, not a curated record.